This is a messenger RNA of Saprolegnia parasitica CBS 223.65, 1189 nucleotides long. RefSeq lists its product as hypothetical. The record is from RefSeq and is a predicted model, not a curated record. Lineage: Eukaryota; Oomycota; Saprolegniomycetes; Saprolegniales; Saprolegniaceae. The transcript has 3 exons. Bases 1 to 1125 code for a protein of 374 amino acids.
AUGGCGGACGUGGACCCGGCGGUCCUCAAGCGGCGCCAGUACCUCCGCAUCAAGCAGAUGCAUUACCGCAGCAAGAUUGCAGGCGAGAUCACGGCGCUCAAGGCCGAGGUCGACGUGCUCCAGAAACAGCUCGCGCGACAGCUGCUGUCGCCCACGUCGCGGGCGCUGCCAUGGGCCGAGAUCGCGACCGCGCUCGACGUCGACAACAAGGAGAAGCUCAAGAAGCGCAAGAUGCUGCAGCUCCAGCACGCCUCGUACUUGCGCCUCGUAGGCAACAUGCGUGCCUGGGUGACCCGCGUCUUGCCGGUACGCCAUACGACGACGUCUGUCCUGUCCUCAUACACGAAGCAGCGAGCGCCGGUGGACCCGCCAUGGCGGCGCACGUACCUGCCGUUGGACGCCAACACGCGCAAGCUCGCCAUCGACUGGCUCACGCAGCUGCUACUGCACAACACGGACAACAUGCUGGCCAAGUACGAGUUUGACGCACUCGAUCCACACGCGUACUCGAUCGACUUUGCCAUGAGCCUCUCGCCCAACGACCUCUUCGAGUACGUCUGGCGCACGCAAAAGGAGCUGCCAUUGCCCAUGGAAGUGGUCUCUGCGGCGCUGCGGCGAUGGAUGCAGCAGUACACGACCGGGUCGGUCUGGACCGACGUCCAGUCGUCCGAAUUACUGCAGGACGACGCCCUCGAGACCGUACAGGGCGCCACGUAUGCGCACACAGUGCGCGAGAAUCCGACCGAGACGGUCAAUUUCCUCACGCGCGAGUUUCAGCCGCAUGCAGACCGCGUCGUGUUUGUCGGUCAAAACAUCCACCACGACGAACGCGUCUCGUCCAGCGUCCACCGCCGCAACCGCAUGUUCUGGUACGUCGUGGACCGCGUUGGCCCCACUACAACCCGGUUUCGGAACCUCGACGUCCUGUCCCACUUCUUCACCGACCACGGCCCCGUGUCACUCGACGUCGAAGCCAACCUCAUGGGCUUCACAACAGCAGCGUCCUUGUCCGAGAUGGACAUGCUCGCAGCUUACACGCGCCAUGCGACGGCCGUGUACCGCUGCGUGGGCCAACGCUCGGACGAGACGCUCUUUGCGCUCCUGGAUGGUUGCACUCCACCGUGACGUCGAUCGCACGAGCUUCGUAUAUUUAAGUCCAUUCAAACGAGCAACAAUCUGGCAAAGGCUG